Molecule: messenger RNA, 12386 nt
Organism: Asterias rubens (European starfish)
Lineage: Eukaryota; Metazoa; Echinodermata; Asteroidea; Forcipulatida; Asteriidae
Product: basement membrane-specific heparan sulfate proteoglycan core protein-like
Exons: 74
Coding region: 425-11911 (3828 amino acids)
Biological process (GO): dendrite self-avoidance; homophilic cell-cell adhesion; axon guidance
Cellular component (GO): plasma membrane; axon
Molecular function (GO): cell-cell adhesion mediator activity; calcium ion binding
Source: RefSeq, a predicted model, not a curated record
CCCGGCGAAUUGGGUGCUGGCAUUUCUGUAGGUCCAUGAUUUACCUGAAUUUGCCCGAAAUCUCAGCAAACUUUCAGCGAUCGAGGUGGAUCAUUUGGUAACCAAGGACUUCCUCUACAUUCCGGUGUCUACAGGAACAAUCUACUUGAGCUAAACUCUAGUUUCCCAUUAGGAAAGUUUGGUGAAGUUCCACACUUAUUACUUCCAACCGGCUCAUCACGCAUGGUCGACGUUUAGUGCACACAACACAUUGCAAUGCCCAUGUGUGUGUAGAAACUUUGCCUUCAAACUUGGAUUAAAACACAUUUUUCUACUCUUCCUUUGACCGAUCAACACAUCUCAAGUUGGUAUUUUAUUCCUCUGGUGUACCUAGGAAGCUGUCUAGUAAAUUUCAGACUUUUGGGGGCAAGUUACGAGACCUGAAAUGCCGUCAACGGGGAGGCUUAAGUUACCGGCACUGCCGUGGCUGAUGGGUGCCGUCUGUGUGGUCUUUGCCCUGGCUGUGUUGGUGAGCGACGCCGCUGCUGACUUUGACACGGAGUUGGAUGAGGGAUAUUUACCAUUUACAAAAAACAAUGGACGCCAAAAUCGGAAGGCAAAGCCGUCGAAACGUCAUGUAGGAAAAUUGUUUGAAACAGAAGAAAUGGAAAGUUUACCAAAAUUAGCCCUUGUGGAAGAUCCGCACAUUAGAGAAAGGAGACAAACGAUAAACAGAGUUGGGUCGUCGACGCCACCCGGUAUCUUCAACACUGGAGAAGAUGAGGAAGGGUCAGGGUCAGAUCAACCAGAGGGAAGUGGAACAGAACCUCCAACAGCUGCUGUUGCAUAUUAUCGCAUCGGUUUGGUCAUAACCAAUGUAAGAUACACCUUGGAUCAUGGCAACAGAAUGUCAAGUGCCUUCAGAACACUUUCUGAAAGUCUUACUACGAAGGUCGAGGAAAUUUAUAGAGAAAUCCCAGGAACACAGUUCGCAACUAUACUUCAGUUUGUUCCCCGUGAUAACGGAUAUAUUGAAGCUCAGUUUGACCUUGGGUCAGAGGUCGUUUACAGUGAGUUUACGCUACGAAGAGCUCUGGAAAACAAGAUUCAGCGAGGGAUGCUUGGUAACUUCCAGGUGUCACCAGACCUUGUAGAAUUCACGCCAAUAAAUGUUCCGGUGUCGACGCAACGGCCAGUUGAAACAACCGUACCGACGCUUCCGAUUCCGACUUUUUGCAGAGGGGAUAAUGAUUUCCGGUGUGACAGCGGGGAGUGUAAACCACAGUCGCUUCGCUGCAACAGUCGCUACGAGUGCUCUGACGGUUCUGAUGAGCUGUCGUGUUUAUCCCGUGCCCCCUGUAGCAGCCAACAGACUUACUGCGACGACGGACUCUGCGUUGAUCAAAGACUCCUCUGCGAUGGGAUACCUCACUGCCGAGAUCGGUCCGAUGAGAAGCCAUCACGAUGUGGAAUUGAUGAUAUACCCCCGGUCAUUCGUGGCUGUCCGUUCCGGGUCGGUGGAAUGGCUGACCCCGGCAGAAACGAAGGUAUCGCGUCAUGGACUGAGCCUGAUGCGAGUGACGAUGACGGUCAGGCAGUGCGAGUUUCCCGAACUCACUCCCCGUCGAGUUAUUUCCCAGUUGGGCAAACGAGGGUUUCAUAUUACUUUACUGAUACAAGUGGAAACGAAGCCACUUGUUCAUUUACAGUAACAAUACAACCAGAGGAAAGAGACACGACACCACCGAUCAUCUCUGGAUGCCCGAGGGACAUCGUCGGGAGAGCUGCCCUUGGUACGAAUCAAGCGUACGUUACGUGGGAGGAGCCCACUGCGACUGACGACAGUGGUCAGUCGGUCACCAUAGGGAAAACCCACGAACCAGAUACGUAUUUCAUCGAGGGGUCGACGACCGUGCAGUAUUUUUUCGUAGAUACUAGUGGGAAUGAGGCAAUAUGCAGCUUCGUCAUUGAUAUAAGAAGAGAUGUCGACAACACCCGACCAGUUAUAACAGGCUGCCCGGACACUGUGCUUGGGUCUGCGAGGUUCGGUGACCAGCAGGGUAUUGCAGUUUGGGACGAGCCGACAGCCACUGACGAUAGCGGUCAGCCUGUGCGUGUCUCUCGUACGCACGCCCCCUUGUCCGCAUUACCGCUUGGCUACACUAGAGUCGUGUACGAAUUUACGGACACCAGCCAAAAUGUGGCUGUCUGCAUGUUUUUCGUGCUGAUCCGAGAAGCUCUUCCCCCAUCCCCAAGCACGGCACCAACUCGGACCACCACUCUGUCCCCCGGUCAAUGCAACCAGAACCAAGCUACAUGCAGGAGCGGUCAGUGUAUACCGUUGUCGUAUCGCUGUGAUGGGGCACUGGACUGUGAUGACGGAUCAGAUGAAUCAAGCUGCUCUACCGCUGGCUGUGAACCCAAUGAGUACCAGUGUUCCAGUGGGUUCUGCAUCCAGAAGAUCUGGGUAUGUGACGGUGACGAUGACUGCGAAGACGGAAGCGAAGAACGCAACUGUCCGGUCGCCUUGCCUGGUUCCCCGUGUGCCUCUACUGAGUUUCAGUGCUUGAACACAGUGACUACGCAGUGCAUCCCUAAAGCUUACCAGUGUGACAAAGACUUUGACUGCAGUGAUCGCUCCGAUGAGAUUGGAUGUUCCAAACCUGAGGUGACUGUUUCGCCCGGUUCCCCGGUGACGGUGACCGUGGGUGCAACGGUAGUCAUCACUUGCAUUGCUCUGGGCAAUCCGGUUCCCAUCAUUUCAUGGCGUUUCAACUGGGGUCCAUUGCCAGACCCGUCAAAGGCGAGAGCAGUGAGUGAGAACGGCCGUGGUAUGCUGACUAUUUACAACGUCCAGGAGAGCGACCAGGGAGCCUAUACAUGUGAAGCAAUGAACAGCAUCGGAUAUCUCUUUGCUAUUCCUGACGCCAUACUCAUUGUUAUCCCACCUGAGGGCAUAUGCACCGGUAAUGUAUUCAACAAUGGAGCUCUGCUUCCUGAAGACUGCAUUGAAUGCUUCUGCUUUGACAUCACAUCAAGAUGUACUGGGAGUGGCUACUACCGCACACAGUUGGGACUUAUCUAUUCAAACGACGAUACGCAAGGAACUCUUCUCGGAUCCCGGUCUCGUUUGGACGGUUCGAUCACCACUGUGGACGAGAGCCUCGUUCAGGUCAACCCCAGCACAGAUGAAGUCACUGUGUUGGAUAUGAACCGCAGACUACCGAACGGAGAGUACUACUGGGUGCUACCUGAUGCCCUGCUAGGAAAUAGGCUGACCAGCUAUGGAGGUGAAUUGCAAUAUCGCGUUCGGUUCAACGCUGAAUCCGGUGGCCGACCAAUCGCGGCGGACCUGACCCCUGAUGUCAUCCUAGAGGGUAAUGGGAUGAGAUUGAAUUAUGUAGUCGGACGGAGCAUGGAAGAAUCACGAUUCAACGAAGUCAGCGUCAAAAUUGUCGAGGAUGGUUGGAUCAGAGAGGAAGGAAGUCAAAUGACUCCAGCAACAAGAAUGGAAGUAAUGAUGGUGCUUCAAAACGUCGAGAAGUUCCUGAUCAGAGCUUCGUAUAACACCAACACUCGGGAGACAAGUCUUUCCAAUGUUUACCUUGAUGGCGCUCAAGCAGAGAACAACGGGAGAGACGAAGCCUUCUCGUUGGAGAAGUGUGAGUGUCCUCUGGGUUACACAGGUCAAUCUUGUGAGUAUUGUGACUCGGGUUACUACCGCGUCCGUGACAACCGUUACCUCGGUUCCUGCCAGCCGUGUGAGUGUAAUGGUUACUCCGUCCAGUGUGACGCAGAGACGGGCGCCUGCCUGAACUGCCGUGCCAACACAGCGGGCAACAGAUGUGACCAGUGCGCUGAGGGUUACUUUGGUGAUCCGUUAUCGUCCAUCCCGUGCAUGCCUUGCCCCUGCCCACUCACAAUCGACCCAAACCAAUUUUCCCCUACUUGCUACCUUGACAAUGAUGGCUUGGUCACCUGCGACGCCUGCCCUCAAGGGUACGAUGGUAGACAGUGCCAGACGUGCGCACCAACGUAUACUGGAGACCCGAUGAACUUCGGAAGCUCUUGUGUGCCGGACGACAAAAAUUGCAACUCGGAUGGAACAGUGGAGCUGGUUGGUGCAGAGUGUGCCUGCAAGGACAAUGUACAUGGCGAGGAAUGCGACCGUUGUCAGCCGUUCACAUUCCAUCUUAACAGCAACACGCCCGAUGGGUGUGUAUCUUGCUUCUGCAUGGGCGUCACCCGAGACUGUUCCAGCACCACCCAGUACAGAUCACAGGUUUCAGCCGUGUUCACCCAGAACAACCAAGGUUUCGUCCUGUCUGAUAGCCUAGGGACCACAGUCAUCGACCAGGGACUGGCCGUCAGCCCUCUCUCAAGAGAGCUCACCUUCAGUAACUUCCGAUCCUUCGAACCACAGACUUAUUACUGGAGCCUACCUGAAACCUUCACUGGUGACAAAGUGUCUUCGUAUGGUGGUAAUCUUCGGUACACUAUUACUUACCAACACGGCGCUGGAGCAACUUUCACCAACCAGGAACCGGAUAUCCUGCUGAUUGGUAAUGGAAUCACAGGUAAGAUUGUUCAUCAAGAGAGACCAAUUGCCAGCAGCUACAAGACUUAUUCUGUUCCAAUCAUCGAGACUUACUGGACGAGAUUGGACGAUCAACCCCUGACCAGAGAGUUCCUGAUGAUGAUGUUGGCCGACCUUGAUCUGAUUCUAAUCAGAGCCGUGUAUAGUUAUCCAACCACCUACGCUGUGAUUAAGGAUGUGACCCUUGACAUUGCUGAGCCGAGGAACACUGGUAGAGAGAGAGCGUAUGCCGUCGAACAGUGCAUAUGCCCCGUGGGGUACACUGGGCUUUCAUGUGAGGAUUGCGAUGUUGGCUUCACCCGCAGUGGGGGCGGCCUUUACCUCGGUGUGUGCGAGCAAUGCCAGUGUAAUCGUCACGCCACGGACUGUGAUCCAGAAACGGGGGCUUGUAGGGCAUGUCAACACAAUACCUAUGGUGACCGAUGUGACCAAUGUUUACCUGGUUUCUAUGGCAACGCAUUAAUUGGUACGCGUGACGACUGCAAGCCAUGCCCAUGUCCGCUAACGGCAGCACCCAACCAAUUCUCCUCAACCUGUUACCUGAAUAACGAAGGCUAUGCAACAUGUGACAACUGCCCGGUGGGUCACGUAGGAGACAACUGUGAACGAUGUGAGGCUCCCUAUUUUGGAGAUCCAACACGCCCUGGUGGAAGCUGCCAAAUAAAUGGUGCCUGUCAGUGUGACCCUAGAGGGAUCAGGCAGCAAGGUUGUGAUCAAAGAGGAGAUUGCAGCUGCAAGGCCUACACAGAGGGUUCUCGUUGUAAUGUCUGUAACUACGGUUACUUCAAUCUGGAGGCCAGCAACUCUGACGGAUGCACCAAAUGCUUCUGCAUGGGAAUCACAGAGAGAUGUGGCAGCUCUAAUUACUAUCGUCAACAGUUGAGAGUUGAGUUUCUGUCUCCGACAGACUCCCGGAGUAUGGUUCUCCGUAACCGCGGCGGCGACUCCCUCUACUCUAGCGGAUUCAACAUAAACGUUCCGACCAAUGAGAUCGCAUUCAGAGACUUUGAUCAGCUCCAGCGUCAAGCCUACUUCUGGAGUCUUCCACCGAAGUUCAGGGGAGAUCAGGUAACAGCAUACGGCGGUUUCCUUCGCUACACCAUCAGUUACAGUGCAGCAAGCUUUGGUCAACAGUACAGCGAGAGUGACGUGGAAAUAUUUGGAAACAACAUCCGUCUCAUCUACCAGGAUAGACCUCUACAGCCCGGAGAGACAAGAACUAACAGUAUACAAUUGAUUGAGGAUAACUUCAGGCGUCCUGAUCAAGGCCCAAUAACGAGGGAGUUCUUCUUAAUGGCGCUUGCCGACGUAGAGUACAUUUUCAUCCGCGCCACGUACCACCAGGAAAUGGCAAGCUCCAGGAUUCGAGACAUCUCUAUGGAUAUAGCAGUUCCCCAGAACACCGGUCAACCGCAAGCCAUGGCCGUUGAGGACUGUCAGUGCCCCAAUGGGUACAGAGGAUUGUCAUGUGAGGACUGUGCUACUGGUUAUUCUCGUAUGGGUCAAGGUCUCUACCUUGGUGUCUGUAUACCGUGUCAGUGUAAUGGUCACGCUAGCUCCUGCAACUCCGAAACCGGUGUCUGUAUCGACUGUCUUCACAACACGGUUGGUGAGCACUGCGAGACAUGUGCUGAUGGGUUCUUUGGUGACACAACGUCAGGCACCCCUGGUGACUGCCGACCCUGUGCAUGUCCUCUGAGCAACCCUUCAAACCAGUUUUCGCCCACCUGCGUUCUUGAUACAGAUGGUCGGCCAACAUGUAAUGCCUGCCGACGAGGAUACGUCGGUCGAGACUGUGGAACUUGCGCUCCAGGAUUUGAGGGCAAUCCAAGGGUUCCAGGAGGAAGCUGCAGUCCUUUGGGCCAACAAGAGAGAGAGCCAAUCAUAACGAUCUCUCCGUCGGAGGUGUCUGGUGUCCUGUCUUCAACCAUAUACAUCAGAGUGUCUAUCCAGAACUCCUUCUCAUCUGGCUAUUGGAUCCGUGCUGAUGGGCGCCCUCUACCACAAAAUGCAGUCCAACUCUCCGACAACACGUUACAGAUUACCAAUCUCCAAGCCAGUGAUGCAGGCAUCUAUAUCUUUGUGGCCAGAAACCAAUACGGUACCAGUCAGUCCCAAGUCACUAUUACAGUCGUUGGGCCGAGCAUGAGAGUAAUCGUUGAGCAACCGGUUGAUCUAGAAGUAGAAUCUGGAUCUACAGUUGAAUUUAUCUGUCGCGGAAUCAGUCAGGUUGCAUACACACUAGCUUGGAACAGACAAGGUGGUAACCUCCCACCUAAUGCAAGAGACAUCAUGGGCAAGCUCACUAUUCCAUUGGUGACUGAAGAGGACCAGGGAAUUUACGUCUGUACUGGCUCAAACAUGCAUGACACAGACCAGGCCAACGCCAGACUUCGUGUGAUUUCUUCUUUCCGUUCACCCACCGUUCGCAUCGAGCCACGGUUCAUCGAGGCAGAAGAAGGAGACAGUAUCGAGUUCUCCUGCAUCGCCGACGGCAACCCCUCACCGGAAUUGUCUUGGAGAGGUGGCACCGGUGGAAUACUGAGCCCGAGGGCCUCCUUCACCGACGGGGUGUUCCGAAUCGAAAAUGUUGAACGCUCUGACGAGGCUGAGUAUUUCUGUGAAGCUGUUAACUCUGAGGGCUCAGCGAGCUAUCGCGUUGUUCUGUACGUCAGAGCCUCUCGCCUUCCCAAAGUCAACAUAGAUACGCUGGAACAACAAGAGCUGACGGAGGGCGCCAGAGCCGUCCUGUACUGUACAGCAUCCGGGGAUCCACCACCAGUUGUGAGGUGGACCCGCCAGGGCGGCUUCCCCCUACCAUCGCAGUCAAGGCAGGAGAAUGGAUACCUGAUCAUCCCAGAUGUCCGAUAUGAGGACCAAGGGGUGUAUAUCUGCACUGCUACUAACCCCAUCGGUUCACAGAGUGGAGAGAUUGAUAUAAGGGUCAACCGAGACAAUACAAUUGCACCAACUGCCCGGAUUGAACCUCAAGGUGCCAUUAUCCGGUACGGGACGACCCAGGUCCUACGUUGCAUUGUCAGUGGUACCCCAGCACCGACUGUCACAUGGUCUCGACGCGGGGGACCUCUCCGAGCAAACCAUGUGGUAUCUGGCAACAUGUUGCAGAUUCGCGACGCUUCUCAGUUGGACGCCGAUUUUUACACCUGCCGUGCCGAUAAUGUCAGAGGCUACUUUGAGUACAGUGUUGAGAUCAUUAUAGAACGCCGUGAGUCACCAGUGAUCCAGAUAUACCCUUCGUCUUCCUCCGUUAUCAGCGAAGGCGACGGUAUUCAGUUUCAGUGUCGUGCGACGGGUCUUCCUCCACCCAAUGUCUACUGGAGCAGAGUCGGAAGUGAAGGCUUCACCGGCCAGACGUACUCUAAUGAUCUUCAGGGAACCCUUACAUUCAUAUCUGCUACAACUCAAGAACAAGGUUCAUACAUCUGUACAGCUAACAGCACAGCUGGUUCAGUUCAGCAAACAGUCACCCUAACAGUCCAUGGACCACCUCGAGUUGAUAUUAGCCCGGCCAGCCCAGCGGAGUAUCGAGUUGGGGAGACCGCCAUCUUGGAAUGUGUAGCCACAGGGCAACCCAUGCCCUCUGUCCAAUGGAUGAAGAUGGGCCCAACGAGAGUCUACGAGCCUGUAACACGCAACGAGCUUGCAGGCGACGGGCUUGAAAUAGCGUCGGAGAAUGAAGGAAGCGUCAUCUAUAGGAUAAACGGUGUUGACAUGGGCGAUGCCGGGAGCUAUAUGUGCCGUGCUGAGAACGCCGUCGGGUUCCAUGAGAAGGAACUGAGGGUGGACGUUGUUGAAGGAAACGAGCCAGUAACUCCUCGAAUUGAAGUAUCUAUCGAUGAACUGGAAGUCGUCGAGGGUGAAUCUGCUCAGUUCAGCUGCCGCGCAACAAAUUUAGUGGAGGGUGCUUACACCAUCACAUGGCGUCGUCUGAUCGGCAUGAUGCCACCGAUGGUCAGAGUCAACAACGGCUUGCUCAUCUUCCCCCAGACGCGAGAGGAAUACUCUGGCCAAUACUACUGCAUCAUCAGGACAUCCUUCGGAGUGGAGUACGGAGUGCAGCAGGCAGUUACGCUAGUCGUUCUGGUUCCACCAAGGCCAAUGGUGUCACCGGCUUCCCAAACGGUCCGUGCUGGUGAAAUGAUUCGGAUUCAGUGCAUUGCUGAAGGAACACUCCCAAUGACGUAUGAAUGGCAGAAGGUUGGUGGUCCUCUUCCUCCCACUGCCUCGGAUGCUCAUGGGAUGAUUCAGAUCACCUUGGCAACGGCGGCCGAUGCUGGACAGUACGUCUGCUCAGCGUCCAACAGUGCCGGUUACAGACAGACCUCAGCUAACGUAUAUGUCCAAGUUCCACCAACUGUUGUAGUCCACCCAGCUAGCGAAACCAGGGCUAUUGGAGCAUCGGUAGAGUUCAUGUGUCAAGCAACUGGUAGUCCUCCACCGGUGAUCAUCUGGGAGAAAGAAGAAGGGUUCCUGCCAGUACAGCACAGCAUACAGAGCGGACUUCUGAGCAUCAAGAAUUUACAGAUUGGGGACGAGGGUCGCUACAUCUGUACAGCCAACAGCACUGCUGGUUCCUCCAAAGCGUAUACCAGACUAUCUCUUCAAGCCGCUCCUUCUGUCAAAAUAAGCAUCCACACGACAGUGCAGUUCAUCGCCAUCGGCGAGUCCGUCACGUUCGAGUGCAAAGCACGCGGCGAUCCGGAACCCGUCAUCCAAUGGAGUCGGGAGAACGGAGAGCUGCCGAUCACGGUGGUCGUUCAAGGAGGGAUGAUGACGAUCCCUCAGGUGCAGCUUCAGGACGCGGGAACGUACUUGUGUACGGCCACGAAUAUUGUUGGGUCGCAGUCUUCUAAGGUGAUUCUGUAUGUACAAGCUAAGCCACAGAUACUGGUCAUCCCAGAGGAGCGCAACGCCCCGGUCGGUACCCUGGUUGAGUUCACAUGCGUUGCGACCGGUUUCCCACCACCGCAGACCACAUGGUACAAGCAGUCUGGUGAGCUGCCUCUACGCUACAGUAUUGAGAAUGGUAAACUGACGAUCCCGUCGGUGACCGAGGAUGACGAAGGGGUGUACAUAUGUAGCUCGACGAAUCAACGUGGAACUUCGGAGUUCCCUGUUACACUCACAGUUGGAGAGUUGAUCCCGUAUUUCACCCAGAUGCCCGUGUCCUACAUCUCUUUCCCUCCGCUCCACAACUCUUAUCAGGAGUUUGACAUCACCAUAUCCUUCAAACCAGAGAGCUCUCAAGGUUUGAUUCUCUACAACGGUCAGACAAUGGAGGGCGACAUGGGAGACUACAUCGCCUUUGGCAUGCGCGAUAACCUCGCAGAGUUCCAAUACGAACUCGGCUCCGGCCCCGCAACCCUCACCAGUCAGGAACCGUUGGAGCUAGGUCAGUGGCACACGGUCCGUCUGUACCGCAGGAAACGCUUCGGCUCAAUGCAGGUGGAUGACCAGCCGGAGGUGACCGGUAACUCUAGCGGAGGGUUCCUUGGACUUGACCUCAUCCAGAAGUUGUUCCUCGGUGGUGUGAGAGACUUCGAUAUGGUCCCGAAAGCAGUGCAUUUUGAGAAUGGAUUUAUUGGAUGCAUCAGUCAGUUUAUCAUCAGCGGCCAGAAGGUUUACCUCGCCAGCGAGUUGGGGUCAAGGGUCGGCAUCGAUGCCUGUCCGACGUGCGACAUCAACCCUUGCAGGAAUGAGGGACUCUGCCAAGAAGCCAGUACAGAGUUUGGCUUCCAGUGCCAGUGCCGAGCUGGCUUCACGGGAAUGCAGUGUGACUAUGUGGAACGCUGUAGAGACGGUCUGUGCAACUUAGGUUACUGUGAGGAGGACCCUGGACCUGUUGGUUACCGGUGCAUCUGUCCACCAGGACGAAGCGGGAACCACUGUGACUUAGUUGACGAUGACAGCGAUAUCAACAUGGGUAGUGGUCAGCACGGAGCUCAGGGAGACAAUGGUGCAUCUGUUUAUGAGCCGUCUUUCUCCGGUAACUCCUUCAUCGCUUACCCCGGCCUUCAAGAGUCCCUUCGGAAAGUUCAGAUUGCGAUGAUGUUCAAACCCACAACGACGGAAGACGGCAUUCUUAUGUUUAACGGACAGAAUGCAAAGGGCAAAGGCGACUACAUCACUUUGGUGGUCCGCAGCGGACGUGUGGUGUUCCAGUAUGACAGCGGAACAGGACCUGCAAUCAUCGAGAGCACUAAGAACCUGACGGCCGGCCAAUGGUACUCUCUCGUUGCUGAGCGUAACUCCAGAGAGGGCUCCCUCGUGAUCGAUUCUGGAGAGGCGGUGAAGGGUCGGUCUCCCGGAUCGAGCCGCGGCUUGAACCUUAAGAUGUUGAUGUACCUUGGAGGGCUCGAUCCCAUGUACGAGGUGCCUGCCGACCUCGGAGUAGAAAAGGGCUUCAAGGGCUGUAUUGCAGAGAUUGAGAUUGACGGAGCUGGUAUUGGCCUGAUUAGUGACGCUAAGGAGAAUAUUAACGUAGAGCAAUGCAUCGAGGAACAACUCUGCUCUCGUAACCAGUGCAAGAAUGGAGCCACGUGUACCACGUUGGACGAUGAGUACUUAUGCACGUGCCCACCGGAAUACACAGGUCGUCACUGCGAGACCGAAGUAGGACCAUGUCACGUUGAUCAGCCGUGUCAGAACGGAGGAAGCUGCGACCCCAUGGGUGGGGACGAGUAUCGCUGUCUCUGCCCUCAAGGAUUCACUGGUGACCACUGUGAGAUAGCCGAGACGUUUGACUACAGCGCAAGUUUCACCGGUAACAGCUACAUCAAACUACCAGGCAGCAUCAUUCCAAGGGAACGAGGGAGCAGUACGUCAAAGGAGACGAUUAACUUUGUUUUCUCCACCCUCUCAUCAAAUGGUAUCCUCCUGUGGCAGGGAGUGGGAGAAGGCCAGAGCGGAGCAAUGCAUGAUUUCAUCUCAGUUGGUCUGAUAAACGGUACUCUAGUGUUUGGAUACCAACUGGGGAGUGGAGAGGCCAGCAUCGGGUCAAAGGUCAAGGUCAAUGAUGGACUGAAGCAUAACGUUACAGUUCACAGACGUGGACGUGAAGGAACCGUCAUCGUAGACGAUGAUGAGAUUAGCGGCCAGUCGGCUGGAUUCCUGCAGAUGCUGAACGUGAAAGGCAGUGUCUAUCUAGGUGGCGCCCCAGAUGCAAUGAAACUCACUGGGAAGAAAUUCUCCAAUGGAAUAGAGGGUUGCAUUUCUGAUCUACGAAUCAUCAAGGAAGGCUACGAUGCCAUCAUGCACGUCAAUCUCUGGGAGUCGUCGCUAGACGCAGUCAACGUUCUCAACUGUGUCAAUUGAUUUGUAGCCAUUGUUCCUGUUUUGUAACCGUAUGCUUUCUACUUUUAAAACUAGAAGAAGAAAACAAAACUGUUAGCGUUUUUGUUUGAUGUACCAGUUUAUGUCAGGAUUUAUUAUCAGAGCAAAACAAAUAUAGAUAUGGAGUCAGUUUUUGUUUGAGUUAAUUUCUGCAAUUUUGUCUUCAUUGACUUAUACAGAUGCAUUGGUAUUGGUGGUGUUUUAAUUGGUCAUUAAUAACUUCAUUCAAAUGCAAUAGCCAUGACAUGAGAAAAUUUUUGAAAUUAGUGUCAAUCACUUGUUGGCGUUUGUUGCAUAAAACGGCUGAUGUCUGAUGUCCCAUCAUGCAUAAUUGGUAAAAAAACGGCUUGAGAAGAGUCUAACUUUGAUUAUGCACAAAAGAGAUAACAGUGAGACAGUAGAAUGUAGUCUCCCUUCCAGCUUUCAUUCAGUAUGGUGCUAUUUUUUAAAGUUAAAA